Messenger RNA from Pneumocystis jirovecii RU7, 636 nucleotides. RefSeq lists its product as uncharacterized. The record is from RefSeq and is a predicted model, not a curated record. Gene Ontology annotation, biological process: transcription by RNA polymerase II. The transcript is spliced from 4 exons. NCBI's taxonomy places the organism in Eukaryota, Fungi, Ascomycota, Pneumocystomycetes, Pneumocystales, Pneumocystaceae. The coding region runs from base 1 to 636 and encodes 211 amino acids. Gene Ontology annotation, molecular function: transcription coactivator activity. Gene Ontology annotation, cellular component: nucleus.
AUGACCAAUCCUAAGAAAAGAGCAGAAAAAAAAGAAGCUGCUAGAAGCCGUGAAGAAGCUGCUCAGAAGGAAAAACGUGAUGCUGAAGAAGAUGCUAAGUGGUCUGUUGGAACUAAGGCAUCAAAUCUUAAGAAAGAACGAGAAAUACAGAAAAGACAAGAAGGAGCAGCAAAAAAAGCAGAAAGGAAUGCUUUAGAAGCAGAUGAGUUGCGAAAUAUCUCUUUAAAAAAUGUUUCCCGUGGAUCAUCAAAAAAGGCGGAUCAUAAAUCAACAAUUGACAAUCUCUUUGAAAAAUCUAAAACUUAUUCGGCGUCGAACAUUGAUGAUGCUUUGGAGUUGCUUUCAUUGCAAACGAAAGGAAAUGAAAAAUUGAUAUCGGAAAUUGAUAAGCAUCCUGAACGACGGUUUAAAGCAGCUUUAAGUGCAUAUGAGGAGUAUCGGCUUCCGCAGUUGAAAGAAGAACAUAAAGGCUUGCGAUUGCAGCAAUAUAAAGAAUUGAUUUAUAAAGAAUUUGCCAAGCAUCCUGAUAAUCCUAUGAAUCAAUUGACUUCUAAAUAUAAUGCAACAAAAGAAGAAUUAAAAGAGAUCGCUGAAAUGGAAAAAAAGAGACUUGAGCAGCGCUUUGAACAAAAAUAA